CCAAGAGGAGGAGGAGGAGGCCAAGAGGAGGAGGCCAAGAGGAGGAGGGAGCCACAGGUGCUGCAAGUCCUCGAGGCACCCGCUGAGAUGUCAGGGUUGGAGUUGCAGGCGCACGGCGCCCUCAUCAAGUGCGAGGAGGAGGUGGAGCAGCAGCAGCAGGAACAGCUGGAGGAGGAGGAGGAGGAGGAGGAGGCGGGUACACUCAUCUGCCAGUGGCUGGGAAGCCCCGGGGUGCGCCCACCCCUCACGGGGGCUUUCGCUACUCUGGGGGGAGACGACAUCCAUGCCACCACUUCCAGCGAUGCCAUAGAGGCCUUGCCAGAUGCUCGUGGGAGCUGGGAGUGCACUGAGGAGGCGGUGAAGAUGGAGAACAUGAGCCAGGUGGCGGCUCUGCGGCGCCCCGGCGACGAGGACGGGGGCUACUCGUGCCCCAUCUGCUUCGAGGAGUUCCUCACCGAGCGCUCGAUCCAGACCCACAUGAGGAAGCACACGCGGCCGCCGCCGCCCGUUCGCAUCCGUCGGGGCGAGCGAACCCACAUCUGUACCACGUGCGGCAAGGGCUUCAUGCAGUCGUCCAACCUCAAGAUCCAUGAGCGCACGCACACGGGCGAGAAGCCCUACAAGUGCACGACGUGCGGCAGCGCCUUCACCCAGUCCAAGGACCUCAAGCUGCACGAGCUGAUCCACACGGGCGAGAAGCCGCACGAGUGCGCCACGUGCGGCAAGGCGUUCCGCAGCAUGUCGCACCUCAAGAGCCACGAGCUGAUCCACACCGGCGAGAAGCCCUACGUGUGCUUCGUGUGCGGCGGCGCCUUCACGCAGUCCAGCAACCUGCGCAAGCACCAGCGCAUGCACACGGGUGAGAAGCCGCACGUGUGCGCCACGUGCGGAAAGGCAUUCAAGCAGACGUCGUACCUCAAGAUUCACGAGCGCAUCCACACUGGCGAGAAGCCCUACGUGUGCUCCGUGUGUGGCAGCGCCUUCAUCCAGCCCAACGACCUCAAGUUCCACGAGAUGAUCCACACGGGCGAGCGGCCGCACGAGUGCCCGACGUGCGGCAAGACGUUCCGCAAGCACUCGCACCUGCGCAGCCACGAGAUGAUCCACACGGGCGAGAAGCCCUACGUGUGCUCCGUGUGCGGCAGCUCCUUUAUCCAGGCCAGCGACCUCAAGAAGCACCACCGCAUGCACACGGGAGAGCGGCCGCACGAGUGCACCACGUGCGGCAAGGGCUUCCGCAAGGUGUCCUACCUCAAGGUGCACGAGCGCACACACACUGGCGAGAAGCCCUUCAAGUGCGAGGUGUGCGGCAGCGCCUUCAUCCAGGCCAACGACCUCAAGGUCCACGAGAUGAUCCAUACGGGCGAGCGGCCGCACGGCUGCACCGCGUGCGGCAAGACGUUCCGCAAGCUGUCGUGCCUCAAGAGCCACGAGCGCACGCACACCGGCGAGAAGCCCUUCAAGUGCACCAUGUGCAAGAAGGCCUUCAUCCAGGCCAGCAGCCUGAGGAAGCACGAGAAGGUGCACGCCGAUGAUUAAACGCUGCGGCCUAGGUGUCGGCCGGGCUGAGACUACCAAGAUCGGCUUCCCUGGACCGGGAUUAGCCCCCGGCGGCUGCAGACAUUUUUAACCUCACCUUGGCCCAUUGCCAGACCUGGGUGGGGUUAUGACCAUCUGCAAGAGAUGUGGGCGAGAGCAAGUAUUGAUCUCGUCAACUAGUAUUUUUAAUCACUCUGGCUCCUUGCUGGCAUAGAUCAGUCAUCUAAGGUGCCAUUACACACAAAAUGCAACAAAAAUGUUCAGAGAAAAUUCGUGUUUUGAAAUCUAGCGUAAAAGCAAGAACACAAUUCCUAAAUGAAUUUCCCCACCACCUUAACCAUCUUCCUCACCACAAUAAUAAAGUGGAAUUAAAUUACUGAAGACCAUGAUCAGAAAAUAGAAAGCCAUUACACAGAUGUAGAACAGAAGUGACCAUGAAAUAGCGAUCAUGAUGUAGAACGUCCUGGUCAAGAACCCGGGAGUGAGGAUCGGGGGAGGUAGGCAGUGAGGAACGUCGUGGGCCCAAUGGCGUGGAAAAGUUGGAGCUUGGCUGCCUCUGUGCCAUGACCUCUUAACACCCACGAGUGUCUCCCAAGGUGACAGGAGCCGCAAAGUUAAUUGUUUGCACCAACGUAGAGUUUCCAUUGCGUAGCAUAACCUGUGGUGGAGCUGUUGUAUUGAGAUAGAGAAUAUCCAUUAAACGUUGCAAUCGUGAACAAACUUAUUCUAGAUUUCGGAUUAAUUCGGUCAUGCAUGUGAACAAGUGUAGAGUUGGAGAUCGGACCCCUCUUGACGCAUGUAGGAGUCGGACAGAGUGCAGUCAAAGCAAGGCACAGAGAUGUGUG
Messenger RNA from Petromyzon marinus (sea lamprey), 2384 nucleotides. RefSeq lists its product as uncharacterized. Gene Ontology annotation, molecular function: RNA polymerase II cis-regulatory region sequence-specific DNA binding; DNA-binding transcription factor activity, RNA polymerase II-specific. Gene Ontology annotation, biological process: regulation of DNA-templated transcription. The record is from RefSeq and is a predicted model, not a curated record. Lineage: Eukaryota; Metazoa; Chordata; Hyperoartia; Petromyzontiformes; Petromyzontidae.